Molecule: messenger RNA, 553 nt
Organism: Polistes canadensis
Lineage: Eukaryota; Metazoa; Arthropoda; Insecta; Hymenoptera; Vespidae
Exons: 3
Coding region: 86-553 (155 amino acids)
Source: RefSeq, a predicted model, not a curated record
UAGGUGUGCUCUAUCUCUCACCAUUUGUUCUUUAUUCGCUCGUCGACUUUUAUUAUCGAAGAUAAGAUAUCUCGAUCAGUUAGCGAUGCGAGUACCAGGUACGUUUUUAAGAACAGCAUCCAACAUGGUCGAAUACGUAACCGUACUGAUGAUAUUUUUCUUCAUCUUUAAUUUAAUAAAAUUGACGAACAGUCAAAAUCUUUGGUGUUACGAUUGCAAUACCGAUUUAAGAAAUGGUCCACAAAAUGAGUGCAACGAUCCUUACGUCCCAGGACCUUCUAUGGAUUUGAUAGCCUGUCCUCAAAACGAAUCGUAUCAUUGUCUCAAAGGUGUUGUACUGUAUAAGAAUGUCCUAGUAACGAUAAGGGCCUGCGUACCAAGUCGUAAAAUAGAUCAUUAUUGCGAUCAUGAAAAACAUUUUCCACAUUCUACCAACGAAUGCUACUUUUGCAACAACUAUGCUUGCAAUGGUCAUCCAUCGAUGAAGCCUGACAGUAUUUAUACAUUGGGAAUUAUCCUUUUAAUGCUAUUGAAUUUGUCAAAAAGAUGUUGA